This is a messenger RNA of Kwoniella botswanensis, 1047 nucleotides long. RefSeq lists its product as uncharacterized. The record is from RefSeq and is a predicted model, not a curated record. Gene Ontology annotation, biological process: carbohydrate metabolic process; peptide modification. Bases 1 to 1047 code for a protein of 348 amino acids. The transcript has 5 exons. Gene Ontology annotation, cellular component: plasma membrane. NCBI's taxonomy places the organism in Eukaryota, Fungi, Basidiomycota, Tremellomycetes, Tremellales, Cryptococcaceae.
AUGCACCUCCAUCUAGGUAACACCGCUCAAGCGUUCGAUCUAAUGAGGAGGAUAUCACAAAGUGGAAAAGGGGUAAGAGAAGGAUGUUCGUUUUUAUGUGAAGAUGUGGGAUUAUGGGCUGUGCUGGCUGUGGCAGCGUAUCGAAAUGAUCCAGAAGAUGCAAAGAUCUCAUUAUCUCUCAAUAAGAUAAUUAGUUCUUUCGAACAUUGUAAGAAGGCAGAUGCAUAUGACGAGUUGUUGUAUGGUAGAGUAGGUUAUCUCUACGCUCUUCAAUUUUUACGUUCCCACAUCCCACCUUCAAAACUUCCCCCGGAGAUCUCAACUUUGGCUAAAGAGACAGUCAAAUUGAUCUUGCAAUCCGGUAUAUCCACAUCCUCAUCCUCAUUUACGCAAUCGCAUGGAGAUCCAUCAUUGCUGUAUAAAUGGCACGGUAAGACAUACUUAGGUGCCGCACAUGGUAUAUCAGGAAUAUUGACCAUCCUGAUGAGGGAACAUCGGAUAUUCCACCAUGGGCAUCUUCUCAUUGAAGGAAAUUUGAGUAUGAUUGAGCGAACGGUAGAUUGGUUAAUUUGUCAGCGUGACAACGAAGGGAACUUCCCGUCAAGUCUAGAGAGUUCAGGUGGAAAGGAGUUAGUACAGUUCUGUCACGGUAAUCCAGGCUUGAUCCUUGUGUUAGGAGAAGGAUGUAAAUUAUUUGGUAAGAGAAAGAAUGAUUGGAUGGAAGUGGCGGUGAGAGCGGGAGAGGUGGUUUGGGAGAAAGGGUUGUUGAGAAAGGGAGUUGGUCUUUGUCAUGGAAUUUCCGGAAACGCUUUUGCCUUGGGAGCUUUGUAUGAUCUGACUGGGGAUGACAAAUGGCUGCAGCGUACCCAAGCAUUCUCCAGCAUAGCCCUUAACAUCGUAAAAGGUGAUAGCGAUCAACGUACAUCCACGCCAGAUCACCCAUAUAGCCUCUAUGAAGGGAUGGCAGGAUUAGCUUGGCUGAUCGAUGAUCUCGUCAAAGAUCAAAUCGGUGGCUUCCCCGCUUUCACCGAUACAGAGUAUACAUGA